CUAGUUAGUAAGUUACUGUACUUAAAAAUCUAUUACAAGUGAGAUAUUGACGGAAAAUAUUUUGCCAUGAAGUACGCUAGAUAAUAUAAAUAGGAUUGCGCAUCGUAAAACAUGAUGAAUUUAAGACAGAUAUCCGAAAUAAGUAUUACACAAUGCUAGUUGCUAGUGAAUCAUAUUGUUUGAAUUAUUCUGGGAACUCCUUCUAUUGAAGAACCAGUAGUUAAAUGUUGAUGGUUGUUGUGAGUCGAUCUCCCCUCCAUUUUAAACUAGCCGCUCAAAGGUCGGAUAACUCGCUCUGGUGUCCUGAUGUAGAACAACAUAUUUCAGUGUCUUGUGUUUGGAUGUCAAGUCAAGAUCGGAACCGUCUGUUUGCUUUGGAAGUAUGUAUUUAGGAGGGUGAGGUCACAAAAUGGCGAAUGUGGUGUGGUCCUGCCCGUGUUGUCUUCGAUUCAAAUUCACCCCUGAAGAAUUGGAACAGCGGUAUAGGAGCCAGGAAAUUGACAGAAUGAUUGAAAAGGAUAAACAUUCUUUCAGGCGGCAGGUGAAACUCCUCCUACUAGGUGCUGGUGAAAGUGGCAAAUCAACAUUUCUCAAGCAAAUGAAAAUUAUUCAUGGACUGAAAUUUGAACCUGAACUAGUCAAAGAGUAUCAACAAGUGAUUUAUCAGAACAUUGUCAAAGGUAUGAAAGUGUUAGUGGAUGCUAGGGACAAGUUGAGGAUACCGUGGGAGUACCCCAAAAACUCUGAGUGUGGAAGUCAUCUUCUAAAGUUCGAGAAUAAUACGGUUUUGGAAUCAAGAUUAUUUUUGGAAUUUGCACCUUAUCUACGUAGUUUGUGGAUAGAUUCCGGUAUUCGACGAGCUUUUGAAAGAAGACGUGAGUUCCAACUAAGUGAUUCUGUUCAAUACUUUUUGGAGAACUUGGAUAGGAUAGCACGACGAGACUACAUACCAACUAACAAAGAUAUCCUUCAUGCGAGGAAAGCCACGAAAGGCAUAUCUGAGUUCACGAUUCCAAUCAACAACAUUCCAUUUAGGUUUGUGGAUGUUGGUGGCCAGAGGUCGCAGAGGCAAAAAUGGUUCCAAUGCUUUGAUUCGGUCACCUCAAUACUCUUUCUAGUCUCCUCUUCGGAAUUCGACCAAGUCUUGGUUGAAGAUAGAAAAACCAACAGGCUUGAAGAAUCCCGAAAUAUAUUCGACACAAUAAUCAACAACGACGUGUUCAGCAGUGUUUCAGUCAUCCUGUUCCUGAACAAGACAGAUUUGUUAGUGGAAAAGUUGAAGUCGAAAGAGACGAACAUUCGGUGGUUUUUCCCCGAAUUUGCAGGCGACGAGCGGAGCGUCGAAGACGUGCAGGCGUUUCUGCUCGAUUACUUCAAAUCGGUCAUCAGGGUUACUACUGGUCAGAAAGCGCUCUUCCAUCAUUUUACAACGGCAGUCGACACUGAAAAUAUCAAAGUGGUUUUCAACGCUGUCAAGGACACUAUCCUUCAGAAAAAUUUGGCUGCCCUGAUGCUGCAAUGAGAAUGAGGAGGUCCUUUUACUCUCCGUCUACCCUUAUAAAUCUCAUCUUGAAAUUCAUAUCAUUUUCCCCAGUGCUAUUUUUAUUGUGCAAAUUAUACUGUGUAAUACUUUUCCAAGAAAAAAUAGUUAAAAUAGUGAGUUUGAUCAUCCCUUUUUUUAGGAAAAUGUACUAUGUUUUCAAGUAUGUUGUAUCGUGUAAGUUAUACAGUGUAAUAUUUUUUCAAGAACUAUGUUAGUUUGAUCAAAAUUCUUUUGGGGUGAAUUAUGUUUUUUAAUAUUUAAUUUGGCAAUCUAGUUAUGUACUGAGUCAUUUUUCAUCGUCAUCUUUCAAAAAAUAAUUGAGACUCUUCAGUAAAGACCCAUUAUUAUAAUAAUGAUUUCCAUUUUUUCAUCAUAAUCCUUUAAAAUAGUUCGUCACUGUUUGUUUCUUUUUUUUAUUGUAGAGAAUUGUUUUAUUAAGAUUCGUCAAUAUACUGUUAACAAUCGAAAUUUAGUACCACAGAAAACAAUCUAUGAACUAUUAUCAAGUCACGCAGAAUCCCUAAAAUAAUUCAGAUGUGACCUGAAGAUCUCUGAAACAAGUCCUGAACCAACCAGGUCACAAUAUGUUCUGGUUAAUAUCCAGAAACAUGAAAUUUGGAAGACUUUUUGGGAUAAACAA
Molecule: messenger RNA, 2183 nt
Organism: Nilaparvata lugens (brown planthopper)
Lineage: Eukaryota; Metazoa; Arthropoda; Insecta; Hemiptera; Delphacidae
Gene: cta
Product: guanine nucleotide-binding protein subunit alpha homolog
Exons: 3
Coding region: 410-1522 (370 amino acids)
Biological process (GO): adenylate cyclase-modulating G protein-coupled receptor signaling pathway; Rho protein signal transduction
Cellular component (GO): brush border membrane; heterotrimeric G-protein complex
Molecular function (GO): D5 dopamine receptor binding; G-protein beta/gamma-subunit complex binding; GTPase activity
Source: RefSeq, a predicted model, not a curated record